UCGUUAAUUUCCGUAAGUCACGUGAUUCAGCGCACAAGGGAAAACUACGUCAACAAAUUCACAAUAUUUUGCGUUCAUUUUACUGAUUUUAAAAGAAAAAUGUCUGCUUCAGGAACAAGAGUGUAUGUCGGGAGAUUGCCUAACGAUGCAAGAGAUAAAGAUAUUGAAAAGUUUUUCAAGGGGUACGGCAAAUUGAGGGAAAUUUUGAUGAAGAAUGGCUACACAUUUGUGGAGUUUGAUGAUCCAAAGGAUGCUGAUGAUGCUGUGUAUGAAUUGAAUGGAAAAGAAAUGCUCGGUGAAAGGCUGAUCAUAGAACAUGCCAGGGCAUCAAGACAGGGAGGAGGAGGCUCUAGGGGUGGUGGAGACAGAUUUGGUGGCGGUGGAGACAGAUACGGUGGAGGUGGAGAUAGAUACGGCGGAGGUGGAGAUAGAUACGGUGGUGGUGGCGGAGGUCGAUUUGGUGGAGGUGGAGGAUACGGAGGAGGAGGAGGAGGUGGAGGCCGGUUCGGAGGUGGCAGAGACAGGUACGGGGACUCAGGAUUCAACAACCGACAACCAAGUGGUGGGGGCAGAUAUGGGCCACCCCAGAGAACUGACUACAGACUGAGAGUUGAAAACCUUUCAUCUAGAGCAAGCUGGCAGGAUCUGAAGGACCACAUGAGGACGGCUGGUGUCGAGGUUACCUUUGCUGAUGCCCACAAACAGAGGACUGGUGAAGGAGUGGUCGAGUUUUCAUCCGAGUCGGACAUGAUGCGUGCGAUCGACAAGAUGGACAAUACAGACAUCAACGGAAAGAAGAUCAAACUAGUAGAGGAAGGACGAGGAGGGCGUGGAGGUGGCAGUGGCGGUGGAAGCAGACGAAGCAGAACCCGAUCCCGCAGCCGAUCCAGGUCCCGUUCCAGGUCCCGCUCCAGGAACCGCUCCAGGUCUGACAGCCGAAGCUCCAGGAGCAGCCGAUCAAGCACGCCACCCAAGAAACGCUCCCGCACAAAGUCUGCCGAAGCUGAGGGGGGUGAUUGAGCGUAAUGCUUUGGGCUCCUGGGUGUACAGUUGGAUUCAUGUCAUCAGAGUUUUUCUACAGGCGCUCAGACUCUUUUUCUUUAUUAAAUCUGUGUGAUCAGGAACUUACUUGGUAUUCAAAGGCUUUGUUUUGCGUUGCUGAUUUCAUUAAUAUUUAUCCUUAUUUUUGUGUUUAUAAAACAAAAAUGUCUCUGUAAAUCAGAGCAAGCAGAUCUGUUCUUCUUUAUUAACUUGAAUGAGUGUGUAAAAAGGUUUGAUUUAAAAAGGAAGGGUUUCUUGCUGUAUUUAAGUUAAUUCAUACAAUAAAAACUUAGAGAAGUUAUUCCAUAUUAUGUAUAUAAAGUAACCUUAACCGACAGCAUCUAAGCAGUUAAUCUUGAGAACAAAUAAUACUGUUGUUCCUUGUUGUAUGUUUGUGGAAUCAUAGUCUGUUUAAUAAUGAUUUGUGUAUCUAUUGUUAUUGGGUAGUUAAUCUUGAAUGUACCUGUUAUAAUGAGACUUACAAAAAAAGAAUAAUAAUUAUAAAUUGUGGAGUGUAUUUUUGGCUAUUUCUUUAAAAUUGAACGACAUUUCAUUUAAAAAGAGUCAAGACAGGACAUUUAUGACAAGGCCGUAAUAAAAUCAAAUCAUUAAAUGAUAAAAGUUCCAAAAAUAGGUUUAAACAUUUUCAGUUUAUUUUUAUUAAUGCCUGUAGACUUGGAAUGUGGUAUGAAUAGUCUUGUUCUUAUUAUUAUGACUGUGCCAUUGUACAUUGAUAUUGUCUAAUGCUGUAAUGUACUGUUGUGCUAUUUUAUAAUGCAGUUUCUAUUGGAAUUUCUAUAUACAACAUCAAUUCAUACCAUUACUGCAUGUGCUGAACAAGUUUUUCAUCAUCAUCAUUCAUUCAAUUUCGUGAGAAAUACACAAAUGUUUUUAACAUGAAGAAUGAUAAUUGUAAAAUAAAAACAUCAUAUUUUACAA
Molecule: messenger RNA, 1980 nt
Organism: Mya arenaria
Lineage: Eukaryota; Metazoa; Mollusca; Bivalvia; Myida; Myidae
Product: serine/arginine-rich splicing factor 5-like
Exons: 8
Coding region: 100-1020 (306 amino acids)
Cellular component (GO): nucleus; ribonucleoprotein complex; cytoplasm
Molecular function (GO): mRNA binding
Source: RefSeq, a predicted model, not a curated record